Molecule: messenger RNA, 4894 nt
Organism: Pocillopora damicornis (cauliflower coral)
Lineage: Eukaryota; Metazoa; Cnidaria; Anthozoa; Scleractinia; Pocilloporidae
Source: RefSeq, a predicted model, not a curated record
AUUUUUUGAAAUGGCUGAAGCAAAAUCGGUUCGCUUUUCUCCCAUAAUAGAGGAAACUAUAGACGAUAUAUCUACCGCAAGCUCUAACAUGGACUUUUUCCCCAGCGGAAUGAAUUUCGAAGAUGCCUAUAUUGCCAGCUUGUCAAAAAGCGCCAAAAAAUAUCACCUGCCAAAUGAAAACGAACAAAGGCUACUACAAAGGCGCAAAAAGGGUCUUCUGGCACUCGGUUUCGUUCUUCUUCUUGGGAUUACUGGAGCUGGAAUUUAUUUGGUUACAAGAGAACUGUCUAACCAGGAACCAUACUAUUACAGUGGAGCAGCAGUGAGAGGAAGCAAACCUGAAUUUGUAACAAAGAAUAUGACGUUGCAUUUCUUAUCCUACUCAGCUACAAUUUUGAGCUCCUCUAUCACCAAAAAGCCUUCGCUUGAGUACGGCAAGACCCAGGCUUCAGUGCCCUCGGUUAAGGCAUCAAGCAUUUUACGAUCUAAGCCAAGAGGUCCCAUAACCGGAAUGCUUACACCAACGACCAUCACUGAUUCAUCAAGCCUGAAGAAGAUCACUGAAACAAAUCGGUGGAAUACAUCAUCUUUUUUGACACCAAGCUUUGCAUUUGUAAUAGAAAGAUCUUCGUACUUCGUUAUGUCACAGGACUCCGUUAGAUUGAUCAUCAGAGCAAAGACCAUAACGUCACCUUUCGUCACACAGGGAAGCUCUUGGAAAGAUUACAACACGAGAAAAAGUAUUCCAUCUGCUUGGGCAAACUCGAAGAUAAUCUUUCUUACAUCAACUGGGUCAUCUGUAGGUGUCAAUCGGUCUUCAUUACCUGACAUCAGAACUAGUUCCUCUUUUGGCCGUAAGGCCGGCAGUGUGGCUUUAUCAAUUACGCCAUAUUCACCCCUACGAAAUUCAACUUUGGUUAAAGAAUCGCAGCGAUCGUCCUAUUCCAGGUUUACCUUUCCUUGGUAUUCGUCUCAAACUGUAAAUUCAUCAGAUAUUGCAACCUUCAAAUCAGUCUCUAAUACCAAAUUUGCGUCCAAUGAUUUUCAACCAGCAACUGAGAAAGGCGAGUUAUCAGCAUCCAUCCAUUCAAGACUCACCUCUCAUCCACCUGAGUCUUUUAGCGAAUCGAGAAACCCCACAGAAGUUGCUAUAGGUGGAAUGUUAUUGGAAACCACUCUAGAGUUACCCAACACGAAAAUCAAAGUAUUUUCUUAUCCAACCAGCUCUCGUAUCAUAAACUCUCCUGGUGAAGACCGACCAAUAACCAUUCUAAAUCAACUACAGACGUCCUAUUCAAGGAACUCUACAGCUCUGACAAAUGAUACAAGAGAAACUUUUACAUUGUCAAGCUCUAACCCUUCCUCAUCUCUUGUUCACACAAUGCACUCUAACCACCAUAAAACUUCAUCAAAGAUGCACGGGCCUAUUUCUUCAGAAGUGUCUCAAGAUACUGAUGUACUCCUAUCGUAUACUUCAAUUCAUCCCGUGGCUAGUGGUUCUGUUUUUCAGGAGCAAUCUUCACAAAUGAUUUUUAAAGGAAGUAUUCAGAAAACAAUGUUUCCAUCUUCAAGUUUCAUUGGUAUUCACACUGUAUCAAAAUCACCUCGAGAAAUUAAGAAAAAUUCAAGGCCUUCGUCAACAAUUUUUCCCCGAGAAAGUGACUUGCUUUCUUUACAGGCUACCUCAGAAUCUUGCUUUCACUCUGUCUCGUGGGAUAAAAGCCACAAUAUACAUGCAGGCCAUAAUUCUGAAAGAUCGACGGUUGUAAAGAUUUUGUCUCUAAAAAGCAAUGGUGCACUUCCCAGUGUUUUGCAGCCAAGCCCAUCACACGGAAACAAAACCUUGUUUGACACUACUUUGACUUUGUCGCUGAUGACGAAAAUCUCUAGCAGUAGAUUUUCAGCAUCGCAACCAUUGUCCAGUUAUUUUCAUUUUGCGGCAGUUAAACCAGUCUUACCCUACGCUUCGUCUUCGAUGAAUAUGCACCACGGCAUUACUUCCACUGUUGUCUUUAAGAAAACCAUUAUAAACCACGUUUCAUCUCGGAGUGUGGAUAGAAAAAGCUUCAACUUCUCGUCAACUCAUGGACGUAUUUCAGCUUCCAUGGACGUGAAUUCCAGACAUAUCGGGAACAUUGGGUUUUCAAUCAUCCCUGUCCGCUCAAUAUCGCUGACUUCAGAGGCAAACUCCCCAGAGAGUGGUUCAACGCCAAACCUUUUUAUAGGUACGACUUUAAGUGUGUCCAUGCAGACCUCGACCAAGGGCACUAGCGACAAACCAGUCAGAUUAAAAAGUGCGAGUACCUCUGCCGUGCCAGUUUCAGCUUCCAAUCCGUCCGUUACAUCUUCGAAAGACAUUUGGCAUUUUUCACGAUCACUACCGACUGGUGAAAAAGAUGAAAGUUUGACAAGUUCAAGAGCAGAGGAAAGUAAACUUGUACUCUCAACUAUGAUGUCCUCUGAUAGACACUUGAAAAUGAAUGUACCAUUUGAAAAAUCUCAGUCCAGGACGCCUAACACACCUGUAACAAGAUUCUCCACGACCAAAACAUCAACAGCGGCACACUCUCUAAUUACCGCACUGUCUUCGUCUGAAAUGUCGAUUUGGUCAACUCUAAGGAAAACUUCAAGAGGAGCAGCUUGGCAAGGAAAGAAUAGUUGGGAUUUCAGAGUUAACGUUCGUACCUCCACAUUUGAACACGAGAGCUGGAAGUCCAGCACUGGCUCAUUUCGAACCAUAGCUCUGACUGCUUAUGUCUUUCCACCCCUUAAGACAAUUGCAAGCUCACCUAGCAAAGAUUCAAGUAACAAGGCGACAAUUUGGAAAGUUACAAAUUCUACUAUCAGCACAGGUCUAUCCUCAAUGCACUCAACGGCACUGUCCCUUAACCUGUCCACAACAAUUAGCAUUAAUGUCACAAGCAGGUCAACGAGCGAGACACCCUGGAACAUAUCUGUCUCGAUGCAGUCGCUAAAUGCCACAGCGCAUGUGACCUCAAAAUUUCCAUCAAAUGUGAACUACACUCCUACUUCGCACCUCAGAUGGGUACAUCAGAUUACGGAUCAGUAUCCUCAUAGCUCGGUGAAGCCCACUACCACUGCAAGUUGGAAUUCUUCAAAUCAGUUCGAAAUUAUGAACGGGUCUUUAGUAAUAAAGAAUAGAGAUUUUCAUGUAAAUCUGUCAAAUCCAAACUCCACAAUGUUCAAAGUCCUUGCUGAUAAAGUCGAGUUUAUAAUCGAGGACAUAAUUUCCGUGGAUGCGAAAGUGACGUCCUUUGAGGAAGGAAGUGUCAUUGCUCUGUUUUACCUUAAAGUGCCACAUGAUGCACUGCACAAAGAUUCAGAUUACCUUGAAUUACUGAGAGCUGCUAAUGAAACAUUAUGGCAAGGUCUUGUAGUAGUGAACAUCACUGUUACAUUACGAGUUUACAGGGAACGUGCUGAAUCACAGGAUACUGCAACUAGACACUUUAAAAGGUUAUCAAAUGCUGCUUUCAUUGCAAUAUUUACAGUCUUCUUUGUUUUGCUGAUAGCUGUUGGAGGGUUUGGACUUUACAUUUGUAAAAAGAAAGGAUACUGCGAGAGAUCAACAGUUAAGCCUGCUGACUCUUCAAUUCCACCCUCUGAGCCUCAAAAUAUUCAACCUGUUCGUCGUGAUACUUGGGUUAUGAGUGAUGAAAUUUUUAAGGAUCACGACCAAAGAAGUGACGAGACGUUAAGUAUGAGAGUCCUGGAGAGAAAAGACACAAACAAAGAGGGAGGUUGUAAUCCUGAUCUGUUAAGAAAAUAUGCUAGGAGCCCAUUUGAACCAAAUUAUUCCAGUGGUGAAGUAGGUAACUUUACAACUCGAAACACCUUUCGUUCGACAUCACGAUGCACGUCAAGCUCGCAUCUUGAAUUAGACGACUCUGAUCGUCCAGUUAGUGGUUCAUCAAGAGAUACCUAUUUGAAUAGCGCCAGGCAAUCUUCACAUUCCGAAGACGAGUGUUAAAACGUUACCCGCUGAAAAUGACCAAAAGAGCUCUUAGUGUUCAACAAAAGAAUCGACAGAAAGAGAACGCUUUUCAACUGGUUAUAUUACCUAACUAGCUUGUAACAAUUUAGCUUACUUCUACCCACGCUCAUACAGAUUCCUUGAAACUGUUCAUAGUUUUUUUUUUAUAAUUAAAUAACUCCUACUUAAUUUUUUCAUGAUGAAGUUAUAAUCCGGGCUUAUGGGCAAAUUUAGUCGCGCUUAUUAUACGUAUGAUACUUAACUUUACAGCGGGUUUGAUAAGACCCUUCACAAUGUGUGCAUCUAUGGUGAUGCUCAGGCCUAAACUUAGCUAUAAACAUAACGUUCACAUAAGCUUGCCUCUAACAAAUUCAACUGUUAGCCUUAUCCGUUCAUCUUAAUAUUCAAUCGGCCUUGUAAUUUUAAGUGUAUGAUACGACAAGCUAUGGCAUUGAAUAAGGAGCUAGAGACCAUGCUUCAUGUUCGAAACACUCAUUUUUUCAGAACCUUGACGGAACUGAUUUCACCAAAUUCGAGUUAGUCUACUUAAUUUAGCAAACAACCCUUAGCUGUACUCUUUGCAACGAGCUGAAUGCUGCAUGGUCGUUGCGAGGACCCGUCAUACGGAAAGUGAUUGCCGCUUUACUUUGCUCAACAUGGCGUGCAUUUUUGAAAAAAAGUUUGCCAAAUUUCUCUACAUCAAGCAAGUACCUGUGGCGGAAUAUCUAUGUGAAGAGUUACAAACGAGGCGCAAAAAGAAGUGACUCGAUUUUUAUACCAUUUUUUACACACUAAUCCCAAUGAUUUAUCAGAACUCGAGAAACUUAAUACUUUCGAAAGCACGAAAGAGUUGCCGGUUAUUUAAAAGAAUGCAUAAAUUAUAAUUUCAAUGUUCUGUCG